Colletotrichum chrysophilum is the source of this 2052-nucleotide messenger RNA. RefSeq lists its product as uncharacterized. Bases 1 to 2052 code for a protein of 683 amino acids. The record is from RefSeq and is a predicted model, not a curated record. The transcript has a single exon. Gene Ontology annotation, molecular function: protein binding. Lineage: Eukaryota; Fungi; Ascomycota; Sordariomycetes; Glomerellales; Glomerellaceae. Gene Ontology annotation, cellular component: SCF ubiquitin ligase complex. Gene Ontology annotation, biological process: SCF-dependent proteasomal ubiquitin-dependent protein catabolic process.
AUGGCCGAUACCUUGGGGUCAACUCCAAUGGAGGUUGUCGACGAGCAGGGCCCCGGCCUCUCAGAGCCAACGAACAAGGGCAGGAACCGGCACCGAGUGCUCUGUGGCAUUCAGAGAAUGUCUUCCUCACCAUCACUUCCUCGAAAUGGCCGUGCCAGAUCACAGAGUAACCCUCAGCGAGGGCGAGCGAGCAUCUCCUGCGUUAGCUUGGCAGGACCAUCAACAGCCGGAAGCUCUUUUGGGGGCGACUCUUACUUCCCCGCAGGAGCAACAGCAUCCGGAUACGCCAGCGCCUCGAGUUCUGUUCCGCCGACGCCGUCCAGCGAGAUCAUCCAAUUCGAAGGUAUCGACGGCCGCCUUGCUGUUCGGAGGGUCGACAAUGCCAUUUCUACAGCGCAGUCUCCCGGUCCCCAGUCGAUCGGCCUUCCCAGCGACCUGCGGACGACGAGCAAGAUGCAAGUCGCGAAUCCGGCGGUUCCCAAACGGGACUUUGACUUUUGGGAGAACAUGCCCCACGAAAUGCGUGUUCAAAUAUUUUCUUACCUCUCGCCAAAGGAGUUGGUGAGGACCUCUCGUGUAAGCAAGAUGUUCUACAAGAUCUGCUUCGACGGGCAGCUUUGGACUUGCUUCGACGCAACCGAAUUUUACCAGACGAUACCGGCCGAGUCUUUGGCAAGAAUUAUUGUCGCCGCGGGACCUUUCAUUAAAGACCUCAACUUGAGAGGCUGCGUGCAGGUUGAGCACUACAAGCGUGCCGAGGUGGUUGUCAAGGCUUGUAAGAACCUUGUCAAUGCCACUCUCGAGGGAUGCCGGAAUUUCCAACGAAACACCCUCCACAGCUUGUUGAGGACAAACGACAAGCUUGCAAAUCUUAAUUUGACGGGUUUGACUGCAGUCACCAACAUGUCCUGCAAAAUCAUCGCCGAGUCAUGCCCGCAGCUCGAGAUGUUCAACGUAUCAUGGUGUGUGCACAUGGAUGCCCGGGGAAUUAAGACCGUAUUGGAAGGUUGCCCAAAGUUGAAGGACCUGAGGGCUGGGGAAGUUCGAGGCUUCGACAACUUGGAGGUGGCCGAAACACUCUACAAUACCAACAGCCUGGAGCGGCUGGUGUUGAAUGGCUGCGCAGAGCUCAAUGACCGGGCACUCAAGAUCAUGAUUCACGGAGAAGAUCCCGAAAUCGAUAUUCUUACGGAUCGACCAGUCGUACCCCCGAGGAAAUGGCGUCACCUGGACCUCAGUAGAUGCGGUCGUCUCACAAACCAGGGAGUGAAGGCAUUGGGAUACAACAUUCCGGAUCUACAAGCCCUGCGACUAUCCGGUUGCACCGCCUUGACCGACGCAGCACUCGAGUCCAUCUUCGCAUCGACCCCGCGCCUCACCCACCUCGAAAUGGAAGAUCUUUCAGAUCUUACCAACAGCCUUCUUUCGGAGCAUUUGGCCAAGGCGCCGUGUGCACCGUGGCUGGAGCAUCUCUCGAUCAGCUAUUGCGAGAACCUCGGCGACAGCGGCGUACUGCCCAUCGUAAAGAACUGCACCAACCUGAGGAGCAUUGACCUGGACAACACCCGGAUCAGUGAUCUCGUUCUCGCUGAAGCGGCUUACAUGGUCAACAAUCGCUCCCAAUGCACCGCGAAGAAGCCGAAGCCCAAGGUCGGCCUUCACAUGGUGGUUUACGACUGUCAGAAUGUCACCUGGACUGGCAUUCGCGAGGUUCUCUUCCGCAACGCUCAGUCAAAGCCUUCUACGUCAGAACCCGGCAAACAUGCUUACUCCGGCGAGGCAAUCAGCCUCAAAUGCUUCUACAAGUUCCAGAUGACCGUUGAUGAGCACAUGAAGCGCGUGGUCCGGGGAGACCUCGCCGCGGCCAACCGCCUCGAGCGCCGCUGGGGCGAAUAUAUGCAGGCUACCGAGGAGGCUGGCACCACUGGCGCCGGACAUCGCCGUCGCAGACGCCGUGCCCGGGAAGCCCAGAUGCUCCAUGCCGACGAGGAAGACGGCGGCAACGGUGGUCGUCGCCGGGGCCGGACCGUCGGAUCCUGCACAGUUAUGUGA